UAAAACAGUGCCGUGGGAUGGAGCAGAGGAGACGCUAGGCUGUGGGGAAUCCUCAGGACCCAGGAGGACUUCUGGGUGGACUCUAAGGAGCACAUUAAGUACAAAGAACAACACCGAGAUGAAACUUGUACUUCUGGCUCUUCUGUUUGGGGCCAUAUCAGCUCUUCAUCUGAAGAUUGACAUGUCCAAUUUUGAGAGCUCCUUGGGAGAUGAGACCCUGCCUCAGGAUAAGGAGAUGCCAGAACUUGAGGCAGGGGAUGCCCCCCUGCUGACGGGAGAGGACUGGAGCUCUGGAAGUGAAGGUGCCCCUGAGGAAGAGGGGGCUCUGGAGUCUGUCUCAGCCUUGAAUGAAUUGGACAAGAACCUUCAGUGCCCUAAGGAGGAAGACACAGUGAAACUGGUGGGCAGCCCUGCAUGCAAAACCUGCCGCUUCCUCCUGGUGCGGAGGGCCUUUAGUUUUAAUCAGGCUGAGCUUACUUGCCGGAGGUGCUACCGGGGCAACCUGGUCUCCAUUCACAGCUUCAACUUCAAUUCCCGGAUCCAGUGUGCAGUCAGGGGGCUCAACCAGGGCCAAGUUUGGAUUGGAGGCCUGGUCACAGGCAGGGCAAGAGGGGCUCCAGCACUGAGUGGGGAGCCCCUCCUGACUCCAUCCAGUGCCCAGCUGGCUGCGGAUUUGUCUGUGCUUCCGGGUUCCUGCAAACGUUUUCGGUGGGUUGACGGCAGUUCUUGGAACUUUGCAUACUGGGCACCCGGCCAGCCCUGGGCUCAUGGUGGCAGAUGUGUGUCAUUGUGUACCCGAGGGGGCCAAUGGCGUCGAACUCUCUGCAGCAGGAAUCUCCCCUUUAUCUGUUCCUACUGAGCUGGACACAGCCAGGACUUCAGAGCCGCCGCCUCCCUGGGAAGCUCACUUUCCUCCCCUACUUGCCGCCCUCCCUCCAUCCCAGCAAUAAAACUGCUUUCCUGAAACGGA
This is a messenger RNA of Manis javanica (Malayan pangolin), 970 nucleotides long. It is a transcript of the gene PRG2, whose product is annotated as proteoglycan 2, pro eosinophil major basic protein. Gene Ontology annotation, biological process: immune response. NCBI's taxonomy places the organism in Eukaryota, Metazoa, Chordata, Mammalia, Pholidota, Manidae. The record is from RefSeq and is a predicted model, not a curated record.